Molecule: messenger RNA, 444 nt
Organism: Pleurotus ostreatus (oyster mushroom)
Lineage: Eukaryota; Fungi; Basidiomycota; Agaricomycetes; Agaricales; Pleurotaceae
Exons: 2
Coding region: 1-444 (147 amino acids)
Source: RefSeq, a predicted model, not a curated record
AUGCAAUUCACUCUCAGACUCGUCUCCGUUGUCGCGCUCGCGACCAUGGUCCUUGCUAGCCCUGCCUAUAACAGGGACGUCGAGGCAUCCAUCGUCAGCAAUGCAGAACUCGACAACUGGCUCCGCACUACAGAUGCGGUCCUUACCUUCACCGGCACCGCCAAAGGACCUCUCGCCAAGCGUAGCGCCCUCAAUACGAGGGUAGUCUACUGCAACCGCCGCAGUGGGUCCGUCUGCGGAGGCGACUGUACUGUCUACGAAGGAAAUAGUGCCUGUCUCAACGCUCCAGACACCACCUGCCUGAUGGCUACGACGGAUGUCGCGUUCUGCGACAGAGGCGGGUGUGGAGGAAGCUGUAACACGUUCAAUUCCUGCGGGACGAGACUCGAUGGGGGCUUCUGCUUCACUCCUGGCACCAGGUCCAUCAACGUCCCAUUCACCUAA